GAUGACAAUACCCAUUCAAAAUGAAGAACCUCAAUCUCUUUUUAGUUGUGGCUUUGGCCCUGGUUUCAAUGGUGGCAUCUCAAGAGGAAACUGGUCGAUAUUAUAAUUCAUCGGGUUAUGUUACAACGGAGCGUGACAAGUGGUGCCGACUAAAUCUAGGACCUUUUUAUGGUGGGAUGUGCUAAGAAGCUAAGAAAACUGACGUCCUCUCACUUCUUCCAAAUUUCUUCAAAAAUCGGGCUUUCAAAUUUAAAGCUAAAAUAUUUAAAAAGCACAUAAUCCCUAUGAUUGCUUUAAAGUAGAAGAUCGGUAUAAAUGCAACCUACCAUUUUUUUAUUUGGUAAUAAAUCCAUGUCCGAUUAAAGCUGUAAAA
Molecule: messenger RNA, 373 nt
Organism: Drosophila bipectinata
Lineage: Eukaryota; Metazoa; Arthropoda; Insecta; Diptera; Drosophilidae
Source: RefSeq, a predicted model, not a curated record